Messenger RNA from Gastrolobium bilobum, 525 nucleotides. RefSeq lists its product as uncharacterized. NCBI's taxonomy places the organism in Eukaryota, Viridiplantae, Streptophyta, Magnoliopsida, Fabales, Fabaceae. The record is from RefSeq and is a predicted model, not a curated record. The transcript is spliced from 2 exons. The coding region runs from base 1 to 516 and encodes 171 amino acids.
AUGGCUUAUGUUCAGGUUAUCACAACACUUCUCUUUGCAUUAGCUCUCGCUGGAAUUGACCCCUCAACAUGCCAAAUGGUAAAGGGCAAAGUCUCAUGCAUUGACUGCACUCACAAUUACGAUUUAUCUGAUAUUAAGGUUUCAGUGAAGUGUGAAGGUGUGAAAAAGCUGGCUGUGGCAACUACAGAAGAGAAUGGCUCCUUCAAGGUUGACCUUCCCUCAGGCCACACCAAACCUUCUUCUGUGAAUUGCCUUGCAAAACUUAUUGGUGGGACAGUUCAGCUUUAUGUCUCAAGGAAGGACCAGGUUUCCCAAAUUGUCAAGGGAAAAGAGCAAAACAGCUACACCAUUUCCACUCCUCUUAGUUUCUUGACAUCAUGCCCCCAAAACACAGAUUGUAAGGCUGCAAAACAGGUGGGUUCAUCCAAAACCACCGAUCUUCCUCUGCCUCCAGAGUGGGGUUUGGCACCAAGUAGCUAUUAUAUACCUUUUGUCCCCGUCAUUGGAAUACCUUGAUUAUGUGUU